Solanum verrucosum is the source of this 1218-nucleotide messenger RNA. RefSeq lists its product as uncharacterized. NCBI's taxonomy places the organism in Eukaryota, Viridiplantae, Streptophyta, Magnoliopsida, Solanales, Solanaceae. Gene Ontology annotation, molecular function: nucleic acid binding; zinc ion binding. The transcript is spliced from 2 exons. The record is from RefSeq and is a predicted model, not a curated record. Bases 1 to 1218 code for a protein of 405 amino acids.
AUGGGAGACGCUCCAGGUGACGCGACUGCUAACAACACUUCAACUCGAUUGGAUUUCAAUAGCCCAUUCUAUUUGCAUCCCUCAGAGAAUGCAGGUUCUGCUUUACUUCCUGUUGCUUUUGACGGAACUAGCUACAGGUCAUGGAGACGAGCAGUUCUUAGGGCUUUAUCUGUUAAGAGUAAAACUGGAUUUAUAAAUGGAAAAAUCGUGAAGCCAAACUCUGCAGAUCCAAUCUUCAUGCAGUGGGAAAGGUGUGAUGACAUGGUGACCUCUUGGAUUUUAAAUUCUCUAUCACCAGAUCUGCGAGAUAGCUUGCAAUAUGUCAAUAAUGCUAAGGAGCUUUGGGAGGAGUUGGAGGAUAGAUAUGACCAAACUAAUGGCUGCAAACUCUAUCAACUACAGAAGGAGAUAAAUGACCUUGUGCAAGGUAAUUUGGAUGUCACUGGUUACUAUACUAAGAUGAAGAAGUUAUGGGAAGAAAUGAACACUCUUGAUAUCAAUUCUCAAUGCACUUGUGUGUGUAUUUGUGGUGGAAAAACUAAGAUGCAUAAGGCUGAGCAAGAUAGAAGACUUAUACAUUUUUUGAUGGGCCUAAAUGAGAUGUAUACUGCUGUACGUGGAAACAUCCUCAUGAUGUCUGAUCUACCAACUAUGGCACAAGCAUUUGCCAUUUUGUCACAGGAGGAAAGGCAAAGGGAAAUGAAGCCUCCUAGUCACAUGGCCUUGGAAUCCACCUCUCUAAAUGCAUCUGUGUCACCACAAUACAAUGCAGGAUCCAAAGGCUUUAAUACGAACUACAAUAGAGGAGGUACAGGCAGAGGUGCAAGCAGUUCCAAUAACAGCAGUUCUAAUACUUUCAGGGGAAAUUCCAGUACUGGGAACAGGUCAAAUUUGUUCUGUGAGUACUGCAAACGAAUUGGACACACUAAGGAUAGGUGCUAUAAGCUUCAUGGUUAUCCAACCAACACAAAAGCUCCAAGAGGAAAGGGCUCAGGAUCUGCAGCAAAUGUGCAUGCCUCUGAGGAUGAUAGAGGCCAGUGUGAGGAAACUACUGAGCAGGAAAGACAAAUUCCAUUGAACCUGUCCAAAAGUCAGUAUGAGCGGCUACUUAAUCUACUUGGAACUCUGCAAGUUGGAUCUGAUUGCUCAGGAAGCAUGGCAGGUGGAUCAGUGAACCUAGCAGGGCCCUUCUCUGAAGAGCCCUCUGGCACUUGGUAA